UAUUCUCACAUUACAGAAAGUAAUGAUAAUCAUCAUCAGCAUCUGCUCUUUGCAAGUGAAAACUUCACAAACUAAAAUGUCCAACUUCAAUUGCAAUGAUCAAACUGAAUUUGAAGUUUAUGCAAACUGUCUUGGGAAGGCUCUGUGCUAUAUUCCUACCCCAACAACAGUAGGCUUAUAUGCACCCUGGGGAUCUGGAAUCAACCAGCUUCUACACAAUGUACAAAAACAAAUGGUAGCGGAAGCACUUUGUCGAGAGAAGAAGGAAUUUUCAAGGACCCAGGAGAAACCUCGGACAACCUCUGGUCUUGGAUUUGUUUUCCUUUUGCUACAUUUGAUUUUCCUUAAGCCUCAGCUGACAGAACAGCAUGAAAAACGAAAAAAUUUCAGAUUCAUAUUUGUUAAAUUCAGUGCAUGGGAAUUUGCAGGCAGUGAUAAGUUGUGGGCUGGUCUCAUAACAACAUUGUGUGAUAACAUCAAAGACCAGUUUGGAAGCAUUCCAACUAGUAUCGUUAGGUCCCUGGGUCACCAGUCUACCUUAGAGAAAUGCAAAUUUGGUUCUGAAUGGGUGUCUAAAAAAAUCCUCCGAAUUCCAGUUUGGUUUAUUUUCAGUUUCCUCCUAUUACUAGCUCUGAUACUCACACUAGCCAUCUCAGUGUUUGGUGUUUCGAUUGCAGAGACGGGAAAUAAUUUUGCCUUAGCCCUUGAAGGUGUGGGUUUUGGACUAAUUGGAUGUUCUGCUCUCCUGACAAUGAAAAACUCCCUUGCAGUGGGCAGAAAUAUGAUAGUCAGUCAGAAGGCCAAAAUGGAAAGCCUAAUGAAUAAAACAGACUUCAGCGCUCAACUGGGGUUCAUGAAUGAUAUAAAGCAAGAAGUUAAAGUUCUUACAAACUUCAUCAAGUACAUUGAAAUCUUUGAACGUAGAAAGAUUAGGAUAGUCCUGGAAAUUAUGAGUCUUGAUAGGUGCACUCCAGAUAAAGUUGUUGGAGUCUUAGACGCUAUGAACAUCCUUCUUUCAGAUCCAGACGCUCCUUUUAUUUCAGUGCUGGCUGUUGACCCUAGCAUCAUUGUAGCCUGUGUGGAGAAAUCUAAUACUUUCAAAGGUAUGGCAGACAAUGGCUAUGAGUUCCUGAACAGAAUUGUGACACUACCAUUUUGUGUCCCCCAGAUGGAUGCUCAAACCAAACUCAACUUUAUAAAGCAGGUAGUGGAAGGCAAGAAUGCCCUAAUGGAAGAUACUCCAAUGCAGUUUCAAAGACAUGAAGCAGGCAAGUUUCAGGGAAACUCUAUGGAAGCUGUGCCAUUGAUGAAUGUUUCAUGUGAAGAGAACCAUCCUUCUAAACAAAGAAAUGGCAAAAUGAAACCAAGUCACUAUAUUCAACAGGCCUAUCAGUGCUUAAUGGACAGAGAGAGCAACCUUCAUGAGUACAUUGAGGAGAACUUCCUACAAAUGAGGAGGAUAGUAAACAUAAUUCCAAUUAUGACUGCACUCAUGUUUGAAAGAAAUAUUUCAAUGAGUUCAUUUUCCCCUCAGAGAAUCGCUGCAUGGGUUAUUUUAGCCACCUGCUGGCCAUGUCGCCUCAGCUGGAUCUGGCAAUGCUUGGAAGAUGCAGAACAAAGGAAAGAGUUAAAUGAAGAAAAGAAUAUUAAUGAUGAGAUGCUAUUGUGGACCAUUUAUGAAAACUCCUCAGACAAAUUGACAUUAAUACAACCCAGCAUUGAUAAAUUAUUGACACUGGAUGGAGAUCCUGAAAUCUUUCAGAAGUUUUUAUCAAUCAGCUAUAAAUUCACCAUUAAGGAUGCAAAAAUAAUCCUGCCAUACACAAUUAAUCUAGAUUCUUCUUUAAAGAGAAAGAUGGAAUUACUUCUUGGAAGCAAAUUAUUAGGGAGAAGAGCAACCUCAUCUUCUGAAAAUGUUACAAGGCCUGAAUGGAAGUCAGAAUAAGAGGGAAAUGAUAAAAUGUUCAACACUUAAAAUCUUACUUCUGUACAAGCUGAUGAUAACUUUAGUACACCAGCACUACUGUUAAAUCAGGCUGACUCAAACAUACAAUAGUAAUAAAGGAUUUGAGGCAGUCAAGAAAGUAUUUUCCAAUGAAUUGAACAUUCAGAGAAUACCUGGGUAAUUGUGCCAUCAAACAGAACAUUUUUUGCAUUGCAGAAUUUUCAGUAGUUUAGUUACAUUUCACUGUUUUUGUUGCUGGUUUAGUUACAAUUCACACCUUUGACAGAAGUGAUUUUUCAAACUGCUCAAACUAAUGUGCGAAUACAUUAACAUUAGUAUGUUGUACUCUUCCCUCUGAUAUUGCAGCUUGAAUUCCAACUCCAAAGAUUUGAACAUAGAAGAACUGUGCUGAUACUUUCAAACAGUCUGAGGGAGCACUGCACUAUUGAAAGUUCUGUCAGUCAGAUUGGAUUUAUUCCUUUAAGUUUGAUAUGAAAGAUUCCAUAGAAUGUGAAAUAUUCCAAAGAAACCUUUACUGCAGUUAUUUUUGUGCUACUGCCAGAGUUUAUAAUAGCAGUUACAAGGUCAUUUGUCAUUGGUAAAAUGUUAGAAUCUAUUAUAAAGGAUAUAAUAGCAGAGCAUUUAGAAAAUCAUUAUCUAAUCAAGCAGAUUCAGUAUGGCUUCAUGAAGGAGAAAUCAUGUCUGACAAACUUAUUACAGUUCUUUGAAGUGAUAGUAACAUAACAGCAUCGAAAAUAGGAGCAGGAGUAGGCCAUGUUCCUGCUUUUUCUCCAUACCCUUUGAUUACAUUAGCUUUAUGAACUAAAUCUAACUGCUUUUGAACAUUCAAUGUCGUGGCCUCAAAUGUUUUCUGUGACAGAGAAUUCCACAGGUUCACCACUGUCUGGAUGAAGAAAUUUCUCCUGACCUCGGUCUUAAAUCACCCACCUCAUAUCCUGAGACUCUGAUCCCAAGUUUUGGACUUCCUGAUCAUUGGAAACAAUCUUCUUGUGUUAACCCAGUGUAGUCCUAUUAGAAUUCUUUAUAUUUUAUUGAGAUUCACCCUCCUAGACUUAGUACCACCAACUAAAGCAAAUAACUUUUCCUUGUCUACUUUAUCUUAACCUGUCAUAAUCUUGUACACUUCCAUCAAAUCUCCCCUCAAUCUUCUUUGUUCCAAGGAAAACAACCACAGCUUUAGUGACAUAAUCUUGUAACUAAAAUCCCUCUUCCAUGGGACAAUUCUAGCCAACAGAAUGCUAUGGUACAGGGAAACUGGUGUUUCCUUGUGAAUGAAUCACAAAAUAUUAACAUCAAGAUGGAGCAAGAAGUAAUUAGGAAGAUAAAUGAAAUGCUGGCCUUCAUUGCAAAUGCAAUUUAAAGUAUCAAACGCAUCCGCCAGGCCACAGUUUUGGUCACCCUAUUAAAAGGGAUAUGCUUGCAUUGAAACAGUUCGGAAGGUUCACCUUCAUGAGGUUCAUGAGAUGUGUGAGGAUUGCCCAUAACUGAGCAGCACAAAAUGGUUGAUAGACGUUGAUGGCAAAAGCAGUUAAAAACAUGGCUGAUGCUGCAGUCUUAGGAAGCUUGGGAAAAUAUUUGCUUUAUGGAGCCUGCAUAAAUAGAAACAACCAUAGCUUGGUCAGGCCAAGAUACAGAAUUGAGAUAGUAUUUUUUACAGUUUUUAAUGCAACUGCAGCUGUUUAUGCAGGAGACAUAGACAAGAACAUUUCAUAUAAGAAUUCUACUCUUAAUUAGUGAAUCUUUAAUUAGUCAAUCUGUUACAAAGUAAUAGAUUUUAGAUUCUUUGAAUAAUCAUAGAUAUAGAUUCUUAAGUAGUUAUAGAUUCAUUUACAUACAUAAAUCACCAAAAGCAUUAAACAGAGAUUGAGAUUUCAUUAAGCAACCUUGUCUCAGACAGUGAACAGCAUCCCCCAUAUUAUUGCCAGGAGAAAUGAAUCACAGAUGGAGAAACUAGCAGAUUUUGGAAUGUGGGUUGAAAGAACACAUUGUAAGAGACCCAAGGAUAAAAAUGGGGAUGUCUUGUAAAUACGAUGGGACUAUGAGAAAGUUUGAACAUGUCUCCAGAGCUGUCCAUCAUUGAUCAGACAGGUACAUGAUUUAUUUGAUUGAAUGUAUAUGUAAUUAAUUAACAAAAUGAUUGAUCUGUAAAUGUAAAAGGUAGGAUAAAAAUAAAUACAUAAGAAUGCAUGUUUUUCCUUUGUUUGUUGAAGAAGCCGCUGAUUCCCUCUGGUGUAAUUUUAAUAAACUCUUUGA
Molecule: messenger RNA, 4219 nt
Organism: Stegostoma tigrinum
Lineage: Eukaryota; Metazoa; Chordata; Chondrichthyes; Orectolobiformes; Stegostomatidae
Gene: nkpd1
Product: NTPase, KAP family P-loop domain containing 1
Exons: 3
Coding region: 23-1945 (640 amino acids)
Source: RefSeq, a predicted model, not a curated record